AUGGCUGCAGCUACACCUCUAAAGAAAGCAAGCUCCACUUUUACUCGGAGAUCCAUUUCAUCGCUCAUUCAUCUUCACAACGUUGCGCAGUGGCCCGAAAAUAUUAAGGAGUCUUUUGAGAAAAAUGUCACAGUUGUGGGCGAAUUUAUUUCUGAUCGCGAAGAGGCGGGCCUUAUAUCCGAAGUUGAGCCACAUAUGAAGCGACUCCGUUAUGAGAAGUCACACUGGGAUGAUGCGAUUCAUCUUUACCGGGAGCGAGAGCAACGAAAAUGGUCGGACGCGAACGAAAUGGUGAUUCAAAGGGUAAGAGAAGCUUCAUUUCCCAAUCUCACUCGUCAUCUCACUUAUGUUCACAUCCUCGAUUUGCACAAAGAUGGCGUCAUAAAGGCACAUAUUGAUAGCAUCAGGUAUUGUGGAGACGUUGUUACGGGAAUUUCUCUACUUUCGAAUACGGUGAUGCGAUUGAGACACAAAGAUUGCAAAGAUCUCAUUGCGGAUUUGUAUCUAGCAAGAAGGAGUCUUUAUAAAUUGUCGAAUAUCGGCCGAUACGAUUUCACCCAUGAGAUACUUGGAGAAUCGAACUCCGAAUUUAUGGGAGUCAAAAUAAUCUCAAUGGCUGAACCCCCGCCUCCAUACACGACAUAUUCUUCUGACUCUAAACCAAGAUUGGAAACAACUUUUUCGCCACAUAUGGCAUCUCCAUAUGGAACUGGGCCUAGUGCACCACCGCCGGAACACCAUUACGCACAAAUCUCUCAACCGCAUUACUCUCGUCAAAUGCCCGUCUCUGAGCCAAUCACCUAUAAUCAACGUCUUCCACCUAUGCAUUCGGCACAACCACAGCCAAUGCCGAUACACUCGCAACAACAACCUGUUUACAAUGUGACACAAAUUCUCCACAUUAAAUUCGGACCAAAACCCUGCGAGGUGGUAUGCCCUUUCUGCCACACGCAUACCCGUUCUCGGAUCAAACACGAGAGUGGAGUUCUCUCUUGGCUUCUUUGUGGAGCACUCUUCUUUUUUGGUUUCUGGAUUUGUUGUUGUUGCCCGUUUUGCAUCGAUGCUUGUAUGGAUGUCGAUCACUUUUGCUCGCAAUAUCUCAAUGAAAGACAGCGAGCGAAAAUGACUGUUCCUUUAAUUUCACCCGGUGUCGAAGCCGGUUUCCAGUGUGCUGAUUGCUCAGCCGAUGGCCCAACGUGGGCCUCAUUGAAUCGAGGGGUACUCGUCUGUAACGAGUGUUGCUUUGUGCAUAGAAAUCUAGGCCGUCACGUCUCACAGAUUCGCUCGAUCAAGAAAGGUAUCUGGGAACAAGCACAGCUCGAAUUGGUUUACACAUUGCAUCAGGCGGGAGCAAAUCGAGUAUGGGAACACGCCCUUUUGGAUCCAUCCUACGUAUCAAAAGGAAGAAGAAAACCGACACAAUACGAUCCGGUAUUCCCCAUGAAAGAAGCAUUCAUCAAAGCGAAAUAUGUGGAACACGCGUUUGCCGUUCGACCGAGUAAAGAUGAUGCCCCGUUGGAUGUGGAUGAUUUGAAUAGACAAUUAUGGAGUUGUGUCAGGACAGGACAUGUUGAUACGACUUUGAGAUUGCUUGCUAUGGGAGCUGAUCCGAAUUAUGCGGACCCGGAAAGACAAAAUACUCCACUCCAUAUUGCGGCAAAAGAAGGACAAACUUUACAAGUUGAACUCUUGUAUCUCUAUGGAGCGGAUCCAGCUCAAAUCAACCACGGAGAAAUGACACCGGCACAAGUGGCCAAAGCUGAGGGAUUUGUUGAUCUCUCGAAUCGUUUAACUGAGCUAUGUUUUGAAGUGACGAAUCGUUUAUCGAUAUUCUUGUGUGGCCGAAAGCCCGAUCAUCAAAAAGGACAUCAUUUUUUGAUCCCAGAAUUGACGGGAAAAUCGGCAUUUGUCAGCCUAAAGACUUUUCGUCGACAACUGCAAGCAGUGAAUGCAAAUAUGUUUGAGAAGAUUAGUCAAGAUGUUUAUGAUGAGGUGGAUCGUCGCGAGACAGUGGCAGCGUGGAGUGCUUCAACAAAGGGUGAAGUAAACCUCGGAAAUGAAAAUGUCGUCGCUGUUUUCUUGCCUCUAAAUCCGGCUCUCUCAGCUACGCGAAAUCAAAUGCGCCAAAAAUUGGCCAAAUAUGAUACGCGAGAGUUUGCCGCUUUGGUCAUUGAUGUGCUCAAAGAAGCAAAAAGAAGAUAUUCGGGUGAACCACCGGAACCUGAAGAAGACGAAAUCGCGGACACUUCACACAACCAGGCAACAAUUUCAUCGCCAAGUGUUCACGGAUUUUCCGACGGUUUCCGAGACUACGAUGAUGUAGCUGAUUGUUCAGCGUUGGCGAGAAACGCGAAAAGAGAUUCGGGAAAAAAAAUGCGAUCCUCUUCUCAAGGGGACUCAAAUCUCCGCGACGAGGUGCUCGAACUGAGGGAAAGAGUGGCCGAUGUCGAGUCGAAAAUCUCGACAAUUACCUCAAAUAAUUCACAGAUUUUAAAAUUGGUAUCCGGUCUUCAAAACACCAUCGAGAAGCUACACGGCGAGAAUAUGGCAAUGAGACAAGAGAUGAGCCGUUUGAGUGAUGCCCAACAGCAACUUUCCCUUCAAAAACGUCUCCCUUCCCCAAUGACUCAUUCACAGCCACCAACAACCUCACUCUUCCACCAAAAUGGAUCAAAUUUGCAACAAUCGCUGAUUGAACGCGCUAGCAGUAUGCCAAAGCAAACUUUAUCUGAUUUGGAUGAUCCAGCUAGACGAAUCCCGAGAACUCAAAAAGGAUCGACACCGACUGGCCGUCGAAGUGCUGAUCAUCAAAGAGAAACCGAGCGUCGAAUCGAGAUUGAGCGUCUUCGUGGGGAAAGUCGAGAAAAAGAGUUGUUGAGGGAGAGAUUAGAAAGAGAUCGAGAGAGAGGAGAUCAUUUCUCGAACAAAGAAUAUGCAAGAGAUCACGCAGCAAGGAUUCAAGAUAUAUUUCAAGAUUCUGUCUUUCCCGACAAUAUCGUGAUUGAAACGGAACGUUUAACACAAUUGAUCCGAGUCGUUUUAAAAGACGCGCAACAAGGCGAUUUGCAACCAAAAGCUCCAACACAUGCACAUAAGAUUUGCACGCAAGUCAACCAAAUGCUUGCAAUGGUUCCAACGGGAAUCCCGGCUGCUGACGAGGCUUCGACUGCGAUGACUGAUGCGACAAUGGUUUUGGCCGCUAAAUGCAACUCACCAAACUUCAACAGUGAGGCCACUUGUCAAGCUGCGUACGGUUUAGCGAAAGCUGCCAAAACUUUGCUUCAAGUUUUCACUCCAAUGACU
This is a messenger RNA of Mesorhabditis belari, 3303 nucleotides long. The record is from the annotation of a GenBank genome assembly. Lineage: Eukaryota; Metazoa; Nematoda; Chromadorea; Rhabditida; Rhabditidae.